UCCGCUGUCCCAGGUCCUGGAGCACUCCCGCCGGGCAGGUCUGGCUCCUGCCCUGCAGGCCCCUCCCUGGCUGGCCCGGCCCCAGGGUGAGCACGGCCGGACGCCCCAGGCUGGGCGGCCGCGGUCGGGCCUCGCCCCAGAAGCUGCGCUCCGGGCCAGGCGUCCGCGGGGGGCCCCCCGGCGGACUCAGCGCCAUACUGACCCCGGGGCUGCCUCCCGGAAGGUUCCGAGGGCGAGGGCGAGGGUUUUGUGCUCACUCCUGCCUGGGUGCUUCUGUUGGCGCUCCUGCGAGAACAUGGUGCAGAAGUACCAGUCUCCUGUCCGCAUCUACAAGUACCCAUUUGAGCUGGUCAUGGCGGCCUAUGAGAAGCGCUUCCCCACCUGCCCGCAGAUCCCCGUCUUCCUGGGCAGCGAGGUCCUGCGCGAGUCCCGCAGCGCAGACGGGGCGGUGCACGUGGUGGAGCGGAGCUGCAGGUUGCGCGUUGAGGCCCCGCGGCUGCUGCGCAAGAUUGCCGGCGUAGAGCACGUGGUCUUUGUGCAGAGAAACGUGUUGAACUGGAGGGAGAGGACCCUCCUCAUUGAAGCCCACAAUGAGACCUUCGCCAACCGCGUGGUGGUCAACGAGAACUGCAGCUACACUGUCCACCCCGAGAAUGAAGAGUGGACUUGCUUUGAGCAAUCCGCCUCGCUCGACAUCCGGUCCUUCUUUGGCUUCGAAAGUGCCUUGGAGAAGAUCGCCAUGAAGCAGUACACAGCUAACGUCAAGAGGGGGAAGGAGGUGAUUGAGCAUUACCUGAACGAGCUUAUCUCCCAGGGCACCUCUCACAUUCCCCGGUGGACACCUGCCCCCGUCCGAGAGGAGGACGCCCGCUCCCAGGCUGGGCCGAGGGAUCCGGGCUCCCUAGAGGUUGACGGGCCCAUCGGUGCUCCAGGCCCUGCGCCUGAGGUGGUGGUUACAGACGGGGACAAGCUAGAUGCAGACUACAUUGAGCGCUGCCUGGGUCAUCUCACACCAAUGCAGGAGAGCUGCCUCAUCCAGCUGCGACACUGGCUGCAGGAGACCCACAAAGGCAAGAUUCCCAAAGAUGAACACAUCCUUCGGUUCCUGCGGGCUCGUGACUUCCACCUGGACAAGGCCCGGGAGAUGCUGCGCCUGUCCCUGAGCUGGCGAAAGCAGCACCAGGUGGAUUUCCUCCUUCAGACCUGGCGACCCCCUGCUCUCCUGGAGGAAUUCUAUGCGGGGGGCUGGCACUACCAGGACAUAGAUGGCCGCCCCCUCUAUAUCCUGCGCCUGGGCCACAUGGACACCAAAGGCUUGAUGAAGGCCGUGGGGGAGGAGGCACUGCUGAAGCAUGUUCUUUCCGUCAACGAGGAAGGACAGAAGAGAUGUGAAGGGAACACAAAGCAGUUUGGCCGUCCCAUCAGCUCCUGGACCUGCCUGGUGGACCUGGAGGGUCUCAACAUGCGGCAUCUGUGGCGGCCGGGGGUGAAGGCCCUGCUGCGGAUGAUUGAGGUGGUUGAGGACAACUACCCUGAGACCCUGGGCCGGCUGCUCAUCGUGAGAGCCCCCCGCGUCUUCCCGGUGCUCUGGACGCUGAUCAGCCCCUUCAUCAAUGAAAACACCAGGCAGAAGUUCCUCAUCUACAGUGGCAGCAAUUACCAGGGCCCCGGAGGCCUCGUGGACUACCUAGAUAAAGAAGUGAUCCCCGACUUCCUUGGGGGAGAGUGUGUGUGUAAUGUCCCCGAAGGAGGGCUGGUCCCCAAGUCCCUCUAUCUGACAGAAGAGGAGCAAGAGCACACAGACCAGCUGCGGCAGUGGAGAGAGACUUACCAGUCGGCCAGCGUUCUCCGAGGGGCCCCCCAUGAGGUUGCCGUGGAGAUUCUGGAGGGCGAGUCAGUCAUCACCUGGGACUUUGACAUCCUGAGGGGGGACGUGGUGUUCAGCCUGUACCACAGCAAGCAGGUGCCCAAGCCUGGACCCCAGGAGCCUGGGGCCAGGGCCGGCGGGCAGCUGACGGACAAGGGCUGGGUCCUAGGUGUGGAUUACAGCCGUGUGGAAGCCCCCCUUGUCUGCCGGGAAGGGGAGAGCAUCCAGGGCUCCCAUGUGACCCGGUGGCCUGGCACCUACUUGCUCCAGUGGCAAAUGCACAGCCCCCCUGGCAAUGUGGCCUGCAGCAUCCUGGGUGUGGAGGAUGUCCUGACGGCCCUGCACAGCCCUGGCCCCAAGUGCAAACUCCUCUACUACUACGAGGUGCUGGCAUCUGAGGACUUCAGGGGCUCCAUGUCCAGCCUGGAAUCCUGCACCAGCGGCUUCUCCCAGCUCAGUGCCACCACUUCCUCCUCUUCUGGCCAAUCCCACAGCAGCCCCUUGGUCUCCAGAUAGCUGGGACUGAGCCCUGUGGGGCAGCCCGCUCACCUCCCACGUUUCAAGUGUCCGUGAGGUCUGGGACCACGUGGGCUUCAGCCCUGGGUCUGGACACUAAGUGGGGGCAUCUGGAGCCGAUGGCAAUGAUCCAGCUCAUUCACUCUUCAGGAUGCAAGACAGAACCAUCUCCUUUGGGCUUCAUGUGAGGAAAAGCCAAGGAAUGGUUGGGCCACCUUUGGGCCUGCCUGGUCUGGGAGCUCAGGGAUGUCAUCAGGCUCAGCACCCCCUCUCCACCUCUGGCUCUUUCCCUGGGGCAGCCUCCUUCUCAGGUGCCUUCCCCACGCAGAGGGCCCCAUCACCAUUAGGCUCCCUCUCUCCUCCCAGCUCAGCUGUGGAAGAGAACCUCUCUCCCCCAAAGUUCGAUCCAACCUCCCAGAACUGAGUCUAAUCAGUCCGUCUGGGUCCCACACUAGUCCUUGAACCAAUCACAGUUGCCAGGGGAACAAAGAACACAGACUGGCCAGUAGGUUUCUGUCUACGAUCUGGACCAAUCACCAUACAGGGAUGGGGUUUCAGUGAUUGGCCUACCUGGACCACAUGCCUGUUCCCGAAGCCAACCACCUGGUUUGAAAAUCAUAAGGAGGUUGCCUCUAGGAAUACUGGGGUACCCGACAGGAAGAAGAGGGAAAGAAUGCUGGGUAGGCAGAAAUGAUUGGCGUUCACAUCUGAUUCCCUAGCGAUGCCCUGUGUCCCAGACAUGCAUGGUGAACAGUUAUAUGAGUUACAGGCUCCACUGUCUGUGGGGAGCAGCCCACCCUGGAUCUGAAAUCCAUUUUCCCAGAGCUUGGCUAGGAAGGAAACCUGACCACCAUUGACUUGAGGAGGGUGGAGACGCCCAGGCAGUGAUGAAGUGGCUCUAGCUGUGUUUAAACUCCUCUGGAGGUUCUUUUCUUUCUUCGGAGCAGUUUAAUUAUGAGUUUUUUGGUUGUGAGUCACAGAGACCCACACAAAAGGGUAACCAGUCAUGAGCACAUGUAAUUGGCCAGUCCAGGAUCUCUUGCUUCAGUUAAGGCUGGAUCCAGGACCUCAACAUGGCAUCAGAACUCCCCUUACGGGGAGGAGGAGGCUGUGACUUUAUUGUGUCUGCCCUAUGGCAAACCCGACCCCUGGAACCUGCUACUGAUAGACGUUCCCUGAGUUCUGCAUGGGAGAGUUUUGGGUAUGCUUGGGGCUUGGGGACACUUCUCCUUUCCUUUCCUGGGCUCCCAAAAAGGUAACAAGUCACAGGUUACCAACUGGCCGACUGCAGUCUGAUCUGGCUUUUGUUUUUGCCUAUAGAGAGAUUGAAAAAUUAGAGCAUUUCACACAGAGAUCAGGAUGUCUAGUUUCCCUCAGGCAUUUGGGACUAUUGGCAAAAUGGGGCCACUGUUGCCAUGUAAAGGCAAGACAACUGUGUCUCCUGGAUGGGGGCCACCCCAGUCCUCACCCGUCUAUCAACCUAGUCCACAUCACUCACUCACAUCAGCCUAGGAGGGACCUCACUGAUAGGGCUCCUGGGGGGGCCAAUGUGGGGCUGAAUGACUCAGUGUUACUCUUCUCUCAUAGCCUUGCUUAUAGCCGGGGGGGGGGGGUCAUCUCUGGCCAACACCUGCAGUCACUGGGCCUUGCCUAAGGGGUGGGUUUACAACCAUGGGGUCCACGCCUCCAUGCAGUCUCAGCGUGACAGGGCAAAGAGCAAGGACUUCCUUGCAUACCAACCUCAACCCCAAACCUGGAGCAGAGGGAAGGAGUCACUUUCUAGAGACAUCCUUCUCCCUGCAGGGAGGGAGGCUCAUCCACUUCUGUUUGCUCCUCAGGUAUAGGAACAACACCCAAAACUGCAUCCUGCAUCCAGGUGUGUGUGCACAUGAGGGAGAGAGGUAGGGGGAGAUUGGAGACAUUCUCAUAGCUCCCAUGUCACCAGACAUUUAUCACUGAGCAUCUGUGAUAUCUUCACCUGUCUUGAGAUGAAUUUCCAGCUUGCCUCUAAAAGCCAGGUGUGCCCUAGAAGCAUUUUUGGGUAGGCUUCCCUGGCAUUCCCCACACAUGAAUUGUCUAGGAAUGGCACCAGGGAAGGAUGGAGAAGGCUUUCCUUGACUUGGGGUUGCAGGUGGCUUGACAGCUGUUACCUGGAUCUGCUCUGAGCAGUCCAGCCUUGACAAAAGGGAUGGGACUCAGACCCUCUCCUUUCUCCCUUGGGAAAGCUGCAGCUCAAACUUCUUAAGCAACAAAGGGAAUUUUCCCUGGGUCCUGUAACUGGGAUGGCUGAGGGUGUGCUUGCUGAAGGCAUUGCUGGAUCCAGGAGCCCAGUGUCCCCAGGCCCACGCGUUCAUCCUCUCAACCUCACCCAGGCCGCCUGGCUCUGCAUCUCUUCUCACACUGGCCUCGUCCUCUCUUCCACCUGGUGGGAAAGGUGGCUGCCAGAAGCCAGAGCCUACAACCACAGGGCUCACAAUCUCUAAGGCUGAGAGAGACAUUCUCUUUCCAUCUCAUCCCACAGAAGGCUCUGGCUGGCCCUGUUCCAGUCGAGUGCUUGCUCCUACGGAUGUACCAGCCAUGGGGCUAGGGGUCCUGUGAUUGACAUUUCCUCCAGAAGCAGCAGUGGGAUACAGGUCACCCCAGGACAAGGCGAGCUGGGCCAAAGAAGCAGCAGACGGCCAUGGUGGCAUCUUCUGCAGUGCCCCUCACUUGCUGGAGGUCUCUGGGGUCCAUGCUGGAGCAUCAUUAAUCAACAGGCUUCUCCUACCUUUGGGAGGCUUGAAAUUAAAAGUCUAAGGAAGGGCUGCUGAAUUCCUGACUUCCGUAUUUCCCUAGACCCCAGGGCUAGAAGCUCCUUGGCUUGGCUUCUUUAUCUUGUUCAUUAACCUGUGGUGAGCAGGACAGAAACAACCCACUAGCAAUAGGACCCUGCCCAUGCACUGUGUUUAGAAGCCUGGGUCUUAAAAUUUAGACAUGGUGAGGUUCAAGCCCCAGCCUUCUUUUCAGUAGCUGUGUAACCUCCAGCAGGUGACUUAACUCCCCUGUGCCUCAGUUUCCUCAUCUGUAAAAUGGGGGCAUGCCUACCUCAUUCACUGGGCUGUAGUGGAACAAAAAAUACCAGCUGUGGAGUCCACAACCCAGUGCCCAGCACACAGAAAGCACACGGUAAGUGUCAGAGGUUAUCCUGAUGAUUUAAGGCUUCUCGUCCAAACACUCCAGACUCCCUCCUGAGGAUGCCCGCCUGUCACUGUUUUUCACGGGACAGAAGGCUCAGCACCAUGUGCAUCCGGAGGAAAGCGGGUGUCAGGAUAUUAUUUCCUUCAUUUCCCAUUUAGAAACUGCUUGCGUUUUCUGGGCAAAUCCACUAAAAUGGAAGAGCAUCAUUUGGAGUGCUAUUUCCCCCAACUAGCUGGAGAAACGUUCUCUCUACAGGCUCAAAGAAGGGGGUUCUGAGACAUGUCUCCCCCCUACCCUGCACUCUGGAAUUGCUUCUCCUGUAAAACGAAUUGUUUGAUGAGAAUAUUUUUAAUUCUGUUCUACACACUCUAUUUUAGUCAGUAAAACCUGAUGUUCCUUGUUCGCCUGAUCAUUUGCUCUAACCAAAAGCAUUAAAUGUUUUAGAUUUGGGUAUA
Herpailurus yagouaroundi (jaguarundi) is the source of this 6015-nucleotide messenger RNA. RefSeq names its product SEC14 like lipid binding 5 (gene SEC14L5). Bases 296 to 2383 code for a protein of 695 amino acids. Gene Ontology annotation, cellular component: cytoplasm. The record is from RefSeq and is a predicted model, not a curated record. NCBI's taxonomy places the organism in Eukaryota, Metazoa, Chordata, Mammalia, Carnivora, Felidae. The transcript has 16 exons.